UCCACACCCAGUAUCGCUCUCGACAACUCCCUCAUUAGCAAAGUUGAAGAAACUCUCCUCGGGACCCACAACGGCGUAACAUCUCUCGAGUAUCUAGCUCACCCCGACGGAUCCGUCGCUCUCACACACGUUGUUCAAGUCCGGAACAACGAGACUAAUGCAUGGUAUGAAGCAUUUGUUGAUACUCACUCAGGUGAGAUUCUCUCAGUUACGAACUUU
Molecule: messenger RNA, 219 nt
Organism: Desarmillaria tabescens
Lineage: Eukaryota; Fungi; Basidiomycota; Agaricomycetes; Agaricales; Physalacriaceae
Exons: 1
Source: RefSeq, a predicted model, not a curated record